AUGUGUGUAAAGUGGCACAUAUUCUCUCAUUCUUGUUAUUUUGACACUUUAUUAUUAAAACAAAUCAAUUGACAGCUUUCGUGUACUUUGAAGAAAUAAGUGAGAUAUUGCAUUCUUUUGAAUUUGGCGGCUUUUUUUUCUCAAAUCAUUCCAACAUAUUACUUUCCAUAGAAAUAAUGCGUAUUGUCAAUUCGUGCAUAUUGGAAUUACGCGAGCACAAAGGUAAAAGAAUUGUAUGCAGUCUAAAAUUUGAAAAGUCAUCGGAUGAGAGUUUUAAUACAGUAGAACAACGGAACUUCCAUUGGUUGGAUAGAUCAGAUUGGAGAACAUUUGACGCUCAGUUAGAAAAGAUAAUUAGUAAACUUGAAAAGAAGGAACUCGAAGAGAAAUCUUUUCAGUUAAAUGAUAUAAUUGAUGUUGUUGUUUCAAUUUCCUCAACAAAUGUGAGAGCAAUUUCUAAGCUUUUAGGUCAUGAAUGUUUUGAAAAGAAAGAUUAUCCAAUAUCCUUAAACUGCGUAUUUCGAAAACAAUCUGAGAGGAAAACGAAGAUAUCUGCCGAUGUUUGCAGAGACUCACAAAACUUCCAGAAAUUGAACGUAUAUAGUUCUACAAAUGUUGAUACAAGUAACCAUUAUGGCAGUAUUGCUCAACCAGAUAUAAAUUUAAAAUUUUUGAAAGAGAAAAAUAUAUUUUCAAACUAUAGUAGUGAUGAUAUUAGUAGCAGUGACAAAAAGUUAGUCCGGUUUAAAAAGGCCAAGCCGAGUUUGAAUGAUAAGGAAAAGACUAAAAAGCGUCUUUCAGUUAAUAUUAAAGCUUCAUCAGAUGAUGGCAUCGACUUACAAAAAUAUGACAUACAAAGAAAGAAGCUUCGUUCCCAGUGUACGUCGGCCCGAAGAGAAAAAAUUAGUCACGUAGGCGUUGGUGAACUUAAGGAAUCUUUCAAUUCCUAUGAGGAAAGCGAUGAAUUAAUUGGGGAAUCACCAGUCGAAAUAAGGUCAAAAACGCAAGAAACAUUCCUAAAGGCGAAACCAGAACAAAGCCCAAAAUCUGACAGUUUACGCUGUCGGGAAAAUAAAUCAAAUAAUAAAUGGCUGACUAAGAAGGAACCUGAGGAGUUGGUUGUAUCCAAAAAGAAAUCUAAACUAACUAAAUCCAAAGUAAAAGCGCCCAGAGAAAUUGUUACAGAUUGCCAGCAUAGACAAAACGAACAAAUUAAGGCUAACAAAAAAAUGAAAUCAUUUUUGGAACAAAUAAUACAGGUGCCAAAGAAGGUGAAAAUUUUAACUCUCAACAAUAUGGACAGUGACGAAAUUUUAAAUACUUUUCCAAAAUAUAAAAAUCAGCUUGAUGCUAUUUUUAAUGAACUGCGAUCGAAACCAAAAGUAUCCGGAUACAAUGGAAUUAACCACUAUUCAGUUAUUGAACUAAUAGAUAAUGAAAAACAACUAAAAAUGAUGCACAAACUCGGUGAAGUAUACGAAAAAGACGCAGAUGGUCUAUCCAUGUAUCCAAUGCUUUUCGCGAACGCCUUGAUGCCCGAGUGGCAUCACUCUGAUUAGAAUUCUCGGGCUGAUCGUUAACAAAACUUCGUCACUCGAACACUCGGCAACUACGAAUACAGCUGUCAAGUUAAUUCUGGAAAUUAAUCGUCGACUCUAUUUUGUUAUCAGCAUCUGUUCGUCACAAUAUUUUCAUUUUUUUCAUCUUUUGUUUCAAAUCACCUUAUCUUUAAUUUAGUGCAAUAAAUAUUAGUAUAUAUUAGCAGAUAUAGGUAUUAUUAUUGGAAAUUUUCUGAAACAAAAUUGAAUGCAUUAAUUUUAUUAUAGAGUGUUUUGUUAAUCUGUUUGUAUUUAUGUUGGUGAUAGCACAAAGUAUUAUUUGUAUAUUAAAACUCCAUAAACCCUUCAGGAGGUAACAACUGCUACAUUGGUGUUUAAUAAACAUGAAAUCAGAUUCAUAAUUAAGUGAAAUUGCAUAUAAGCGUCCAAAGAUCUGUGUAGACGUUUUUCAAAUGUCAACUCCAAGCGGUAAUACUGAAUUGAAGGGCCCAAAAAUUUUUUUUAUUAUUCAUCUACAAAAUUGUGAUUGCUCUUAUAAAAAACUGAUAAAGUAGCAACAAAAUAUAGAUUAAAAAGGCAUGGAUAAAGAGAAAAGUAAUAAUAAAGUAGCAGAAAAGUCGGUAUCAAAAUAUGUGCCGAUCAUUGAUGGGCAUUACAGGGAAUUACGACGAUCAAGCCGCGUCCCUGUGAAAAAUCGUCGAUAUGAAUCUGAAGAUCUUACUUCCUUAGUUAGAAACAAAAACAUAUUAAAGGCAAACAGCAAAACUGUCCGUGAAUGCUUUGAAUCUGACACAAAAAGUGAUGAAUACGUCACGAGAUCAUCGGAAGAGAUUAGUUUAAAAAAAGAAUCAACAUUGCGUCGGUCUAAUCGUACUAGAAAGCGUUUUCCUUUUCAGUCAGACUACAUCAAAUCUACAUCAACUAAAAAGAAGAAAGCGCGGCCAGUCAGCAAAGAUAAGCGAGACUGCUUUUAUUCUAAAACGGAGAAUGAUGCGUCUAAGUUGACAUCGCCACGGAAAAAAUGUCAACGAGAAGAAAAAGAUGAUGCCGUUGACCAGCAUAAAAGUCAGUCAAGAAAACACGAUUUGAUAAAAGAUUCCAAAUUAAAGAAGUCACUUUUCAAAAUAACCAAUGAAUAUAACGAAAAUAACUUGAAAAACGUAAAGCAAAUAGUGUAUCCUACUGCAGAGGAAAUAGCCGAAAAUAAGCGCAGAGAACGGGAACAGAUUAGAGUAAAUAGGAAAAUGAAAGCAAUGUUAGAAAAUCUCGUGCAAGUACCUGAAAAAGUCUCAAUAUUGUCACUCCAUAACAUGACUUCUGAUGAAAUUUUGAAUACUCUUCCUAAAUACAAAGAUCAACUAGAUAUUAUUUUCCGUGAACUGCGCUCAAAGCGGAGAGUAGACGAUUACAAAGGAAUCAACCACUAUUCUGUUAUAGAGUUGAUCGAUGAUAAAAAACAACAGAAGAUGAUGCAGAAACUUGGCGAAGUAUAUGAGGCCGAACAAGAUGGAAUAUCUUUGUCCCCUACGCUAUUCGCUAAUGCGUUGAUGCCCGAAUGGCUGGUUCAUA
This is a messenger RNA of Bactrocera oleae (olive fruit fly), 3128 nucleotides long. The record is from RefSeq and is a predicted model, not a curated record. NCBI's taxonomy places the organism in Eukaryota, Metazoa, Arthropoda, Insecta, Diptera, Tephritidae.